This is a messenger RNA of Liolophura sinensis, 4457 nucleotides long. RefSeq names its product soluble guanylate cyclase 88E-like. The transcript has 11 exons. Gene Ontology annotation, biological process: response to oxygen levels; nitric oxide-cGMP-mediated signaling; cGMP biosynthetic process. The record is from RefSeq and is a predicted model, not a curated record. Bases 209 to 2530 code for a protein of 773 amino acids. Gene Ontology annotation, molecular function: heme binding; guanylate cyclase activity. Gene Ontology annotation, cellular component: guanylate cyclase complex, soluble. Lineage: Eukaryota; Metazoa; Mollusca; Polyplacophora; Chitonida; Chitonidae.
GCCGGCGUGUGAAGCUAGCAGCCAGGCAGCUAUAUCCGUACUGGUAUCUUCACUGUGUGCACACGGAAUACUAAAAUCGGCACUGGACGUGAGAUAAAAUUCAACAGGUUCUGUGUGGAGAAGAGGACAAAGUUUGAUUCCAUGUUAGCAGGUGGCCUGGUUCAGACUCUAUAAGGUCCCUGACAGUCGCCAGGAUUCGCAGGUCAUCAUGUAUGGCCUCCUGCUGGAGGGGAUAGUAGACUACAUCAAGUUGACAUAUGGAGAAUCUGUGUGGCAAGAGAUACGACAGAAAGCCCGGAUUGAGCACCACACCUUCUCCACCCAUGCCGUCUAUAGCGAGGCCUUGAUUCCCAAGCUGGCACGCGUUGCCUCGGAUGUUACUGGCACCCCGUAUGAGGAGCUCAUGGACGGUUUUGGAUCUCGCUUCGUCGCUUUCGUCGGCCAGUACGGCUACGACAGAAUACUCAAGGUACUGGGUCGCCAUAUGAGGGACUUUCUCAAUGGUCUGGACAAUUUACAUGAGUACCUUCGCUUCAGCUAUCCCAAACUGAAGCCACCUUCGUUUUUCUGUGAGAACGAAACACGGACUGGUUUAACGCUACACUAUAGGAGCAAAAGGAAAGGAUUUGUACAUUACGUUAAAGGGCAGAUCAAGCAGGUGGGUAAGAUGUUUUACAACACAAAAGUGGACAUUGAUGUCAUAGAGCAACGAUCUACGGACGAGCUGACCCACGUGGUCAUGAGGUUACAUUUUGACAAUACUGCCUACGUCGAACCGGAAACACUCUAUAGUAACUUCAGACAAUCUCUUCCGGUGAGGUCAGAUGUGUUUUUCGAAGUCUUUCCUUUCAACAUUGUCUUCAACCGUGAAAUGAUAAUCAGGAAUAUUGGUGCUGGACUAUCAGCCAUCAUGGCGGAGGUCGAGGGCAAGUGUAUCACCAGUGUGUUUAAUCUGUCGCGACCUUUACUGAAUUUUUCCUGGGAGACGGUUUUGAUGCACACCAACAACGUGUUUGAGCUGGUUUCCAAACGCACAAUACAAGCAUCGAGAGCGUUACACAGUAGAGAAUCUCCUGAAAAGGAAAAAGGCAGUUUGGAUGAGAAGAAAGAGUUUGAAGACAAGAUUAGCUCGAGUACAGACGAACGAACAGAAUCUCCUCGGUUGCGCCUGAGAGGCCAGAUGAUGUACAUGGAUGAGUGGGACUCCGUGAUUUUCUUGGGAACCCCCGUUAUGGCGAAUGUGGAUGCCAUGUUCAAUACGGGUCUGUACAUCAACGACCUUAGCAUGCACGACUCGAGUCGUGACUUGGUCCUGGCGGGAACGCAGCAAUCUGCCGAGCUGAAGCUGGCUCUCGAUCAGGAACAGGAAAAGAGUCGCAUUCUAGAAGAGAGCAUGAAGAAGUUAGACUCCGAAAUGAAACGAACCGACUCAUUACUGUACCAGAUGAUACCGAAGGCGGUAGCGGACCGGCUGAGGAAAGGAGAGCCUGCGAUGAAGACAUGCGAGGUGUUUGAGAGCGUAACCAUUCUCUUCAGCGACGUGGUUGGCUUCACUACAAUAUGCAGCAAAAUCACACCUCUUGCCGUUGUCUCUAUGCUGAACGCCAUGUACACAACGUUUGAUCAGCUCAGUGAGAGGCACAAUGUCUACAAGGUUGAGACAAUAGGAGACGCGUACAUGGUGGUUAGUGGCGCACCGACUGUCACCAAAUAUCACGCUCUACACAUCAGCAACAUGGCCUUGGACAUGUUGGAUUCCAUGGCCGACCUGAAAGAUCCAUCAUCUGGUGGCAACAUGCAGAUACGUGUUGGAAUACACACUGGCACGGCUGUAGCUGGGGUCGUUGGGUUGAAAAUGCCCCGCUACUGUUUGUUUGGGGACACUGUAAACACUGCCUCGCGCAUGGAAACCAAUGGAGAGGCGAUGAAGAUUCACGUGAGUGAGACUACUCGAGACGAGCUGGUGAAGUAUCCCUACCGGCUUGAAGAGAGAGGCAGCAUCACCGUGAAGGGCAAAGGCACUAUGCGGACGUAUUACCUGUUAGGCCGGACCUCAGAGGAGUUCCCAAAGUGUCCCUUCACCGCCAUCAUCGAGGACGAGAUCCAGAAGUCACAGGACCUCACUACCGACAGCGUGAACCUCACCAGCGCUGCCCCGGACACGCGCUCUCUCUACUCACCUGUCACAUUCGAGGAGCUGGCCAGGUCUGUACACAGCACCAAGAACAACACGCCCGAGGGGACGCCUUCUAAAGCUACCCUCGUCAGCUGGCAUGGCACCGGCAACGCCACAAGGCUCACUCCAGAGGAACUGUUAAACAUUCCCAUGGUGGCGUCCCGAUCCUUUGAGACGGACAACCAAGAUUACAAUAACAGUCCUACAAAGUUACCUCUGUCAGGAUUCGCGAACGGGGGGAGUCGGCUCGAAAAGUCCUCAGAGAGAAUACAUAAUGAACUAGGAAUGCAGAAUAUAUCAAAGAAGGCACGCGAAUCGGAGAAACCCCGAAGCCAGACAUGUCAGAUAUUAUAACAGAGAUGAUUAGAAAUGGGGACGUGUAUGGAAGACAGUAUUGGAUAUGUGAUAUUUACUAUUUAUUGCUAAUUUAAGUUUAUACACUAUAUGUUUCUCGGGUUAUUAUGCUAUAGGGUGGUUAGGGUAACUAACCAAGUUGUGGUUAUCAUUUUUUUCUGCAGGGCUCAACAGUGGUACCCUAUACCAAGAACACACUCCCUGUUCGAUUGGGUUACUUCCAUUUGAGACAAAGCCUGGAUUAUUGAGCGUUGUGUCUGAAUGUUCGUACAAUAGUGAUAAUAGUAAAUCGUACUUAUACCAACUCUAUAAUACUGAAUAUGAAUUACUUUUGUGACACCUGUGUCACAUACCAACAUUCCAAAAGGGUGAGGUACCUUUUCCCGCGCAAUGGCGAAUCGGGUCCAAGCUAAAAAGGUCAUUGUUCUCUUGCAAUACACAUGUACUAUUGUACGUGUUUGCUCACAAAACAUCGUGGCUACACAGCUUUAACCCGAAUUACUUUAAGCGGGAAAAGUUCUCCGUUACACUUAAAGAACAGUUGAGAUGAUAGACCAUUUUCCAUAUAUCAGAGCACACGAAGCUAAUAUUAUCUUCUAUGCAUUAUGGUCAUGUUGGUGUAAACAGGCAGUAAGGACUUGACAAGGACCUAACUCGAAUAUUCGGCUGAAUGGGUAAUUCCGUAUAGCUCUUUGUACAGCCAAAGACGUGUGAAAUCUUGAAAAAGCAGUUACAUUUACCCACAUAGGGGAAUUAUCCUUAUCUAUAUCAUCUAGGACGAAUUGGAAACAUGGAAUAAUCAUCUGGAAACGAAUCACCUCAGAUAUGUGAACGAACACAAAUAGUAUUACAAUAGAAUUAGACAACAAGUCAGAAUGUAAAAAAUAAAAUAAAAUGAGUUUGCACUUAGUGCCUUAUAAACACUAGCAAUUACCAUUAAGACAAAGACAAAUAGAGUUUACGACUUCGAUGACUGAGUUAAAGGCAAUUUACCGAUCUAGUUGCCUGGGGUAAUCAGAGUUUACCGACCUAUAGUAGACAGUGGAAAUCAGAGUUUACCGACCUAUAGUCGACAGAGGUAAUCACAGUGUGCUGACCUAUAGUCGGCAAGCGCAAUCACAGUUUUCCGAUCUUUGUGGCCUGAAAUAAUCCUGGUUCAAUGAAGAUGACCAACGAGAUACAAUAUAUGUAACUUGCUGUUAUCUCAGAGUAGAAAGGAAUGCCCGUGAUCGUCAGCUGUCUAUCUUGAACACUACAAAUUAGUCUUUACAAAUACACCUCAUGUGUACAAGUGAGCCAAACAGCGGUUGCCUUGCCGUUAAAUAUUGAAAACGACAUCUUGAAUCACGGCAGGGAGAGAAGUCUUUCAUUAUCCAAUCUACGCUUUGUUUGAUUUUCACUCUCGUCGUUAUAAGUGUAUUUAAAAGCGGGUAUAGUUGUAAGAGAAUAACACAUUAUUUAUGAAUAAUAACUUCUGGGUUUAUUAUCAUGAGCAUUGUUUCUAAAUUGAGUCCCAGAAUGCUGAUCAACAUGAUGUCUGCUAAUGAUUCCAGAGGCUAUUAUCCAGAAGCAAUGCGUGCUUCAAUGAUCAAUGUUACCGUGGCAUCUCUCUGUCAAUAAUUAGUAAUAACAACAGUUCUUGAAAUCUUUUCAUUAGGCACACUCUUUGCUGUGCACCCGUAUACCAUGACGAUCUUCGCUGGGUCGCUGGUUCAAUUUUGGCUAUGUUAAUAUUUAGUGCGUCACGAGUUGUUGGUGGACACGGUCUGAUCCUUCCAUCCUACAAGAGGAUGCUGUACAAAGCGAUGUCAUUUUGACAAUAACCUGUCCCAUCACCGUAUACAUGAUGAUUUUUGCUGUGAAUAUACAAAAACGAUGUCUUUAGACCAUAUAUAUCGACUAGAGGUAAAGUGUACAAGUAACUGAU